CAAGUUCUACUUUCUAUCGUUAUUCCUUACUUCAUGGGCCAGUUCAUGGAAAACCUAACAAACUAACCUAACCAAUAAAUCUAACCUAAAUCUAACCUAUAUCGCCCAAAGAGGUUGUGAUUAAUUUAUAUGAAAAUAAUUUUCAUAUAAAAAUCAAUUAUUGCACAGUUUCACGAAUUGUAGUUAUAUAAAUAAUUUAUAAUUAUUGUAAAUAUAUAUUUAUUUCUACAUAAAGCGCAAGUAUUUAACAUGAUUAGGCUGUUUCGAUUAGCGCGAACUUUUUCUCGUUUAUCGCAAAUAAGAUGCUCGUCGAGCAGCUUAGAAAAGAAAACGGAUCUGUAUCGUCAAUUAUAUGCAAAAAUAUUGGCGUGCGGUCCCAUAACGCUCGCCGAAUACAUGAAGGAGAUCUUGAUCCAUCCUACUGCGGGUUAUUACACAACCAGAGACGUUUUCGGGCAAAGAGGCGAUUUCACAACUUCUCCAGAAAUCAGUCAACUUUUUGGAGAAAUUGUAGCAAUUUGGAUAAUCAGCGAAUGGAGAAAAAUUAGCAGGGAUUCUAUUCAACUCGUGGAACUAGGUCCAGGAAGAGGUACCUUGAUCAGUGAUAUCAUACGGGUGUUCAAGAAACUAAAUCUCUCAAAUAAAAUAUCGAUUCAUCUGGUAGAAAUUAGCCCUGUUUUGGCUGCGAUUCAAGCAGAGAAAUUGUGCACAGAAAGCAGAGAUAUUGAGCCAAGAGUCAAUGAAGACCAAAAGAAUUCUGUCACUCAUUAUAAAGAGGGUGUUACGAGAGAAGGAGUAAAUAUAUAUUGGUAUUAUUCUAUCAACGACGUUCCUGGAAAGUUCAGUGUAUUUGUAGCGCAGGAAUUUUUUGAUGCUCUCCCAAUACACAAGUUCCAGAAAACUGACAAAGGUUGGAGGGAAGUCUUAAUAGAUAUAGUGCAGGAAUCGCAGGAAGAGAGAUUUCGAUAUGUACUUUCGCAGGUGCCAACGGCUGCUUGUAAAGUGUACCUAUCUCCGCAUGAGAAAAGGGAUCAUGUGGAAAUGAGUCCACAGUGUUCCGUAAUAGUAGACCACAUGUCCCAAUUUUUAUGGGAACACGGAGGAUUUGCGCUGGUGAUUGAUUAUGGCCACGAGAGGGAAAAGACUGAUACAUUUCGCGCAUUCCGCCAACAUAAGUUACAUGAUCCCUUGUUAAACCCAGGAACCGCGGAUCUGACUGCGGAUGUUGACUUUUUACUAAUGAAAGAGAUUGCACAAAAAGAUGAUAGAUUAAUCGUGUUUGGUCCGGUGACGCAGAGAAAAUUCUUGAAAAGCCUCGGCAUUGAUUUACGGUUAAAAAUGAUUUUACAGAACGCAACUAGCGUUGAAAAAGAACAAAUUGAAUCGGGAUAUCGUAUGAUAACCGAUGACGAUAAAAUGGGCAAUUGUUUCAAAGUAUUGUCUCUCUUCCCCUUCGUCCUGAAAGAUCAUUUGAAAAAAUGGCCUGUGGCAGGAUUCGAAGAUGAAAGCGAAAUCAAAUCUUAAAUUUUUUAUUUUCAAGUAAUAUGAGAG
Molecule: messenger RNA, 1551 nt
Organism: Temnothorax curvispinosus
Lineage: Eukaryota; Metazoa; Arthropoda; Insecta; Hymenoptera; Formicidae
Product: protein arginine methyltransferase NDUFAF7 homolog, mitochondrial-like
Exons: 5
Coding region: 250-1524 (424 amino acids)
Biological process (GO): mitochondrial respiratory chain complex I assembly
Cellular component (GO): mitochondrion
Molecular function (GO): protein-arginine omega-N symmetric methyltransferase activity
Source: RefSeq, a predicted model, not a curated record